Messenger RNA from Penicillium egyptiacum, 180 nucleotides. The record is from the annotation of a GenBank genome assembly. NCBI's taxonomy places the organism in Eukaryota, Fungi, Ascomycota, Eurotiomycetes, Eurotiales, Aspergillaceae.
UAAUGCAUCGGUGAAUGGUGAUCCGAAGAUUGUCCGGCUGCUUCUCGACCAUGGAGCAAACGUCGACUGUCAGAACAAAAAUGGUUGGACACCCAUCAAUGCUGCUGCAGACGAAGGUUUCCUUGAAAUCGUGGAAUUGCUCAUUAAGAAGGGCGCUGAUUUUGAAAUCCCGACCCGCUG